Molecule: messenger RNA, 5730 nt
Organism: Athalia rosae (coleseed sawfly)
Lineage: Eukaryota; Metazoa; Arthropoda; Insecta; Hymenoptera; Athaliidae
Product: putative mediator of RNA polymerase II transcription subunit 26
Exons: 3
Coding region: 1862-4183 (773 amino acids)
Biological process (GO): cell differentiation; regulation of transcription by RNA polymerase II
Cellular component (GO): nucleus
Molecular function (GO): RNA polymerase II cis-regulatory region sequence-specific DNA binding; DNA-binding transcription factor activity, RNA polymerase II-specific
Source: RefSeq, a predicted model, not a curated record
CGGGCGGCAGCCGGCGCACGCGUUCGUUCUGUGCCUUUCGUUACGUUCGCAACCACGUUGUCGUUGGUUACACACUGAUAUAUACCGCUGGUUGUGCUGCUGCUGCUGCUACCGCUGCUGCUGCUGCUGCUGCGCUGCUACCGCCGAUGGUUCUUGUAUCAAACUACCUGCUACACACCUUCCCCCACCACUAAACCACCGACGUUACCCCCCCGCUUAUGGGGAACUAGGGAGAGGAACACGUGCUCCGAGGAUACGCGGAUCCGUAUUUAUGUAACACACCCCUUUCGCAACGUUAUCCUAUGAUACCGAUGAUUUUCGAAACGUGCCAUUUCGGGUGUAUACAUAUACCUGUACAAUUAUGAUCGAUUAGUUAUUUGAAAAUUCGAUACACGUGCAGCAGGUGGAAAUUUAGCAUUUUCAUGAUUCAGGUGCGAAGACAUAAAAAGUGCGCGUUGGUUUUAUCACGAUCAAAGGAGAUUCGACAUUUUCCGUUUUACAAUUGGUGAAGGGUUCGAUGCAACGUGCUCCCUCAUAUUCGAAAGAUCCAUCGAAUUCCAACCAAGCAUCGUUUGAUUCGUUUUCGAAAAAAUGAAAUAAAAACACUAGGGCUUCAUCGACACUCGUGGUACACAUCGUUCACACCUAUUCGGAGUGUCCCCGUUAAAAAAACCAAAAAACCAAACAAAAAACAAAAUCGGAGAUAUAACUACUCCGAAACAGCAUGGGAUCACGAGGUGGGGAUGAAUAGAGAGGAUUUUGUCCGAGAUAACAUGAAUGUGAUUUGGCGAAAUCUGUCGAUUCGAUUUUUUACCGCGCAUUAGGGGUGGGUGGGUGAAUCCCGGGUCCCGUAUAACGCGAAACCCAUAAUUCCCAUCCACGAGAUGAGAUCGCAUUAGAGGAGCAUCACUUUUGCGCAGGCACCAAAGUGCGCGAGCAAUAUAAUACUAUAAGCCAUAACAUAGACUGCUAACAGCCCGAGGGCUACUAUACAGGCUAUGGGUAUCCACUACCACCACUGUACCACCACCGGUUACAGUGACGUUCAAACUAAUUAACGAGAUUUAAUUACGCCUGGGCAAUUAGCCCGCUCAGAAACACCCUUAAGGGUACUAAUAAACUACUCGAAAACAAAAGGAACAAAAAAAAAAAAAAAAAAAGAAAGAGAAAAAGAAAAUCAUAAACUCCGUGGAUAUGAAUUUUCGUGUGUGUGUGGAUUACCUGCGUCCGUGUUCUUCAAAAGCGUAUGAGGGCAAUUAACGGUUCUCGAUUGUCAUUGUAUUCCUCGAACGACGCGAUCGAGUAACUUGCAUUUUUCUACCGAUCAACAGAAUGUCAUCAUUAGUGGAAGUUAUGUGAGAUCGUCAGACUGGCUUUCGACGAGACGCUCUUAAUUCAGUGAAGGUUCCGGAAUCGUGUUUCUCGAUCGACCUUUUAUACCCUACCCUCUUGUUUUAUUUUGAUUUCAGUAUUAUUUUCUUUCAGUGUUAUUGUUUCGUCUGAUUUGUUUUUCGGUUUUUUUUCUCUUUUCUUUUCGUUCCUUCCGUUCUGGAAAUGUGCAAGAUGAAGAAGACUAGAAUCGUUAUUUCCGUGACGAUAUCUGUUACGAAAAACUGAGAGUUCCUUCGAAAAUCCAACGGCGUAAAAGUGCGCGUUUAUUGUGCAGUGCCCAUGUGUGAGGAAUAUUUAAAAAAAAAAAUAAAAAGAUACACAGGUGCGGCAUGAUCACGAUGAUCCGUGGAUAUAAAUUAUCGCAUGAUAUUUCAUCUGAACCGUGAUCCAUUCAAAUAAAGUGCGGUGGUGUCCGAUUAGCACCCUGCACGAGGAUAAUUGAUUCAACUAUUCAAAUAUUUCGCCUAUAAUGACGGACACAGAGACUAUGCAACAACAACAACAACAACAACAACAACAACAACAGCAACAACAACAACAACAGCAACAACAACAACAACAACCGCAACAAAAAGAUGAGAACAUCGCCCUGAGAGGCGAUACCGGAGUCCCGGAGCAACGUCUGGACUCUUUGGUCCCCGGUGACAACAACAACGAAACCAAAUUGCCCGCUAAACCAUCGGAAGUUUCGGCAACCGGCGAAACCGACGGUCGUAUCGUUGACCUCCACGGCACCGUCGGAUCCCUGUCGAACGCGAACUCGACGAAUCGCAACUCUCCCGUAAACAACACCGUCGUCGUCGUGAGCAACGUCGGUAGCGUAGGCGGUGCCGGAAACGGCGGAAUAACCAACAGUCAUUCGAAUCAAGUCAAUUCAUGGCACGCGCACGUUUACGCGGCACCACCGAGAGCCCCGACACCCCACAGGAUAAGCGACAUACUCGGAUGGGGGAGGCAGAAUUCCGCCCUCAAUCUGCACCAUCAUCAUCACCACCACCAUCUCCAUCAUUUGAACAACAACAACAACAACAACAACAACAAUAACAACAAUAACAACAGCGUGAAUAACAAUAACAAUACUAACGACAACGGCGGUACGACCAAACUCCUGGCACCGACACCCAGGAGGUUGACGAGUCCGAUGAUACGGGCGCCCCUUGCCCUCUAUUCGCCUUUGCCACCGAAUUCCCCGGCAUCGAUGCCCGGAUGUCUGACGUCCCCACCGUGCACCCCGAGUCCGGCACCGCCAUUAAGGUCGCCCUCGUCGUGUGCGAGCAUCGCGUCGCCCAAGCUACCGAUUCACGGAAAUAUGAGCGAGCUGUCUUCGGUACGGUUGUCGUCCCACAAUCAGCAUCCCGGUUCCGCCGGUGUUCCGUUCAUGCAGGACGGCGUUCCGGGAUCCGGAGUCACCGGUGGUAUCAAUCACGCCGUUGUCGCCGAUGAAGAGGACGACGCACCUCUCAAUUUAACGACCACACCGAGAACCAGGAGUCCUCCGACCUCGCCGAGCUCCUCCGUGCUCAGCGGAAGAUCCUUCUAUUCAAGGACACCGCCGAAUCCGUUCCGCGAACCACAGAUCGAACACCAUCAUCAAAUAGUCGCGGCUCAUCACAAUACUCACAAUUCUACCGCGCAAGGUUUUAUGCACAACGGGAGACACCCGGCCGACGUCAUCGGUCAAGUUUUGCCUGGAAAAGUCGCGAGACCCACGAUCAAGGACGGUGCUGGUGUUCAGAUAGCGAAAACUCCUCCUGCCAAACGGAAGAAGCUCGAAUCCGGAGUUGUUAAGGAUGUUAUACCUGUUGGUAAGGGGGGCGGGGGUGUCGGAGAUGUGAGAGUGACAAGUGAGGCCGAAGACGUUAGCGAAGCCGAGAGAAAGAAGAAAAAGGCGAGGACUACUUUCACCGGGCGGCAAAUAUUUGAACUUGAAAAACAAUUUGAGAUUAAAAAAUAUCUGAGCUCAUCCGAGAGGGCGGAAAUGGCGAAGUUGCUCAACGUCACCGAAACGCAGGUUAAAAUCUGGUUCCAAAAUCGUAGAACGAAAUGGAAAAAACAGGACAACAUAAGUAACGCGGAAGCUGCGGAGCAUAAGAAUCAGAACAACCCUAAAACAGCUCAACAGAAAACGACGAAAGCUCCUUCGGUCGGGGGUAUCAAAAGCUCCGGAACUCCGCGAGCCUCGGUCGAAUGCAGUUCCGAUUCGAAUAAUUCCCUACUUACCGGCGACGGUUCGAUAUCGGAGAGUAAUAAUUCGGAGCAAAAUUGUUUACCGACAAAUUUGUCACUAGCACCACCCGACAGAGUGCCGCAACCCCAUUUGACACCCGUUAUUCACGACCAAUCGGGGGUACAAGAGAGAACGGUUUUAUCACCGGAAUUAACGAAUUCACCGGGUUUCAUAUCGAGGAGCUACGAUUCCGUGCGGGAUUUAACGAUCAAUAAACCGCUGCUUAGGGAAUAUGACUUCAACAGGGAGCUGAAAAUCAACCUCAGGGAUUUCGCCAUCGGUAAAAUAGAGUCCAGAGGGUUGAGGGAAAAUCCGAAAGAAAUUCCGAAGAACAAAACACCCGCGAUUCCAUCGGAAAUUGACAAGAAUCUCAAGGACUUGAACCUCGAUUCCGACGUUAACUCCGAACCGAUAGGGUUCGUUAUUGCACCCGCGACGUUAAGGCCGUCGGAUGGUGAACCUAUGGAGAGCAGUGACAGGGAUUUCGAAGAACCUGCUUCGCCACAAUCAGCCCUCCAGAUCGACGAAAGGGAAGACGAUGCGAGUCCCGAAUUAUCUAGCUAACUAAGGCUCUACCGAUGAGUCGUCAGAUCCUUCGAUAUUAAAAUACUGCUAUGCGAAAACAAAUGGUGAAGAGAAAUUCAAAGUGAAAAUGAAAAGUUUUUUUAUUAUUUUUAAAAUCGGUAUUGUAAAUUAUGACUAGCAUUUUACCUCGACACACCCGUGCGUUAUUUCAAUAUAAAUCACGCCCUUUCUCGUUUGAAUACGUACUUUGUAGGGGUAUGUAUAAUACAUGUACAAUAUGUCUAGCGAUUGCCAUUUGUUGUGCCAUAAACUAUAUUGUAUCCAAAUUCGAGGGCUUUCAAAAAUUUCUGAAUAAUACCUACGUUCGUUAUAUCUUCUGUAAAUAGAUAAAAAAAAAAAAAUUAUCGGUAAAAUUCGAGUUUCGAAAAAAUGCAUUUGCACUGUACAUCGUGAAAAUCGUUGAAUUAAAAUCGUCCUAAUAAUAUUUUCUAUAACUUCCUAUAAAUCAAUGAAUCAACUACACAUAUAUAUAUAUGUGAUAUCGCAAUGUCUGUACAUAUAGAAUUUUAUUAUAAAUUAUAUUAUCAUUAUACUACCAAAUCUGUGAGCUACACGUACGACGUUACUAUAAAAUAUUGUAUAAAUUAUUUCGUUCUUCGUUAUGAUUGGGUACCCAUAAUCAAGUAUACGAUUAUUUAUUUAGUCAUCUAAUUAUCAUAAUUAAAAUGUCUAACUGCUUGCACCUGGUGGCGAUCGAGGCUACAAAUCGAGAUUUUCAAAAUUUCAUUCACAGUUUACAAAAUUAGAAUGCGAAGAUUAACCGUCACAAAUCGUUCAAAGAAACCUUCGACUGCGCUUUGAGUAUUGCACUUCGAAUUCUGUAUGAGAUCAAUUUUCUGACAAACGUACUAUAUGCUGUACAUAGUAUGAUUACACAGUUGAUGUUCAACUAUAGAAAAAUGAAAUGAAGUAAGAGAAAAAAACGACAAGAGAUGUUACGUGAUAGAUUAUUACUAUUAUUAUAUUACCUAUAUUUAAGAUCAUAUAAAUAUGAAUAGUACAUUGUUCUAGUAAUAGUGAAAAAUAAAUGAUAAAAUGAAGAUACUACACACUGAUUAUGUAAUAAUAUUUCGACUGUGCUGUGGAUUAAUUGUGUAUAUGUAUAAUGUAUGUAUGUAUACGUGAACCAGUUGACGCUAUGAGCUGCUUUUUUGUAAAUAUAAUAAUCAUACGAUCAAUAAAUAAUAUCGUACUGAUGGAUAUAACAAUGGUUUGAGAACAAAAAAAAUUAAUCAUCAUAUAGCAAAGUAUGUUAUGAUAAAAUAAACAAUAUAACAACAAUAUAAUAUGUUGACAUAUUGGUACAUCUAUAGAUUUAGGUAUUUAUAUAAAUAGAUAUAGAUUAUUACAUCUAAAUUAUUACGUUAGAUUGAUAUCGCGUAUAAUUUACGAUAAUUAUAAAAUAUUUCUAAUUAUUAUUCUAACAUAAUCCCAUUUUAUGUAUAUUAUAUCUAUCUAUACUAUCAAUUACGAACAAGUGCAAUUUAAAUGUGUGUACAGUCGUGUGCAUCGGGUGAAGAAGAAAA